AUGGGGCAGAUGAAGCUCAGCAACUCCCAACCAGAGCCAGGACAGGGGCAGAUGGAGCACAGCAACCCCCAACCAGAGCCAGGACAGGGGCAGAUGGAGCACAGCAAUCCCCAACCAGAGCCAAGACAGAAGCAGAAGGGGAACAGCAACCUCCAACCAGAGCCAGGACAGGGGCAGAGAGAACCGAGCUACCCCCAACCAAAGCCAGGACAGGGGCAGAUGGAGCACAGCAACCCCCAACCAAAGCCAGGACAGGAGCAGAGGGAACUCCGCAACCCCCAACCGGAAUCAGGACAGGAGCAGAGGGAACCGAGCUACCCCCAACCAAAGCCAGGACAGGGGCAGAUGGAGCACAGCAACCCCCAACCAAAGCCAGGACAGGAGCAGAGGGAGCUCAGCAACCCCCAACCGGAACCAGGACAGGAGGAGAAGGAGCUCAGCAACCCCCAACCGGAACCAGGACAGGAGGAGAAGGAGCACAGCAACCCCCAAAAAGAACCAGGACAGGAGCAGAGGGAGCUCAGAAACCCCCAACCGGAACCAGGACAGGAGGAGAAGGGGAACAGCAACCUCAACCAGAGCCAGGACAGGAGCAGAUGGAGCACAGCAAUCCCCAACCAGAGCCAGGACAGGAGCAGAUGGAGCACAGCAACCCCCAUCCGAAACCAGGACAGGGGCAGAAGGGAAACAGCAACCCCCAACCAGAGCCAGGACAGGAGCAGAUGGAGCACAGCAACCCCCAUCCGGAACCAGGACAGGGGCAGAAGGGAAACAGCAACCUCCAACCAGAGCCAGGACAGAGGCAGAUGA
Pseudophryne corroboree (corroboree frog) is the source of this 810-nucleotide messenger RNA. RefSeq names its product proline-rich protein 2-like. The transcript has a single exon. NCBI's taxonomy places the organism in Eukaryota, Metazoa, Chordata, Amphibia, Anura, Myobatrachidae. The record is from RefSeq and is a predicted model, not a curated record. Bases 1 to 810 code for a protein of 269 amino acids.